CGUAAAUCAUAUCAAGAAAUUGAUUUGAUUCUCCACUAUAUAUUAUUAAUAAUCUCUUUUGACCAGUUUUAGCUAAAACUAUAAUACUAAGAAGCCAAAGAUGAAUCAUCGUCUCGCCGGAAUAAUUAGCCCACUUGGCCACAUUACUACAGAUCCAAUUCGUUCCUCCUCCGUGAACCCUUCGUCUCCGGUUUACUACAAAACCAUUGUUAACCAUUUCAAAUCUCAAACCGGUAACCACGUUUCACCUGGGCUUACCAAUCAAGAGAUCUCAGCCGUUGAAUCCUCUCAUGGUUUCUCUUUCCCUCUUGAUCUCCGUUCGAUUCUCCAAACCGGUCUUCCGGUUGGUACCAAUUUUCCCAAUUGGCGAACCGGGUCGAACCGGAAUAAUCUUCUUCUCCCUCUUCUUAAUCUGUCUCAACACGUCGUCAGAAAUGGAUUCUGGGUCGAUUCUUGGGGGAUCCGACCCGGAAAUGACGCGGAGGCUUUGUCACUCGUGAAGAAAUUGAUUGAGAUCGCUCCGGUACUCGUCCCUGUAUACGGCGAUUUUUACGUCCCUUCGACGACGCCAAAUUUGGCGGGAAAUCCAGUUUUCCAAAUCGACGGCGACGGAGUUAGGGAAUUGAGUUGCGACGUAGUCGGAUUUCUCAAGGGAAUCGGUCGAUCAGAAACGCCGACGGAGGAUCGACGACGAAGGAGACGACCACGGAGAGUGGAGUUUUGGAGCGAUGUGGCGGAGGGAUGGAGAUUUGUGGUGGCGCGUGAUUACACGCGCGAUUGGUGGAGCGCGUUAGGUUUUGAGGGGUUAACGGCGUGUUUGGACGACGCGUUUUGGAAGCUGAGGGAAGCAGGAUGGACGGAAGAUGAUGUUCGCGAUAUGAUGAUGAUGGACAGCGUAGAUCAAAACACGUGUAUCCAGCAGCAAACGCAAACGCAAUCGCGGGAUGUGGUGUACGCGUUUGGCGAUGAGGGAAUGAACGAAAGAGAUAGAGACACGUGUACAGAGGACGAGGAUCAUCAGAAAGGCGAAGUAACGACGUUGAGGCAUUUGUUGCUUUAUGAUCGUUUGAUGAGCUAAAUAUUCAUCUAGUUGGGAUAUUAUAGUUCUUGUAAAUUGGUAAAUUGUGUUAGAUGAAAAUUAUUUUCUCGAUACUUUUUUUUCAUGACAUUUUGUUUCGUGGAUUUAGGAGAUUGAUAUUGAGUAUGAUUAUCAUAAAUCUUUUUCUAUCAUAUACUAGUAAAAAUUCUGGAUUUUUGAAUAUUUUUUUGGCUAUAUUAUAUGCUGCAAUGUUAUCG
Arabidopsis thaliana (thale cress) is the source of this 1296-nucleotide messenger RNA. RefSeq lists its product as uncharacterized. Bases 101 to 1078 code for a protein of 325 amino acids. The transcript has a single exon. The record is from RefSeq and is marked reviewed. Lineage: Eukaryota; Viridiplantae; Streptophyta; Magnoliopsida; Brassicales; Brassicaceae.